Molecule: messenger RNA, 3628 nt
Organism: Wallemia mellicola CBS 633.66
Lineage: Eukaryota; Fungi; Basidiomycota; Wallemiomycetes; Wallemiales; Wallemiaceae
Exons: 3
Coding region: 350-1591 (413 amino acids)
Biological process (GO): regulation of cell cycle; negative regulation of TOR signaling
Cellular component (GO): TSC1-TSC2 complex
Source: RefSeq, a predicted model, not a curated record
UCAAUCAUACAAUUUCGAUAAUCCCUACUACCAAGAUCUUGAACACUGGUUAUUUGUUGAUUUGAUAAAAGCUAGGUCAUUGCCUUUGCUUAGAACUCAUUUGAUACAUCCUUUCUUCUUGAAAUACACCCUCAAUGAUCCACAUCAUGAACUCAGUCAGACUAAUCAACGCUGGCCUGAUCCGGAAUCUCAAGCAAUCCUUGCGCAAUGUGCAGUAUUAGAGAUAAAUGCAGCAACUAUAGUUGAAUAUGGUAGGAGAAUAGCUGAAGGGAUUAUAGUUGAUGGGAACACACUCCUCGAUCAAGAGAACGCAAACCUGUCACAAUUAGAUUCACAAGUCGAUCAAUCGAUGAUAUAUCUCCCUGAAUCUAAAGCACUUCGCGACAGUAUACAAAAAGCUCGAGCUGAUCAUGCGGUUGAAUUGAAAAAAAAUGAUAAUGAUAGGGAUGUAGACCUUGAGCGUGAUUUCACGUAUGAACAGUACAUAAAAGGACAGCUACUCAUGCGUCUUGGUCAACUCCAUCGUAGACGUUUAGCCGAAGCACGCGAUGAGGAUGCUCAACAGUCUUUGUAUAUCCAUCUACGUGAAUUGUCAAGCAGGUUAUCACAGGCUCAAGCAGCGCUCUCAAAUGCAAGGUCCGAAGCCGCCAAAACCCAUGCAAGACAUGUAACUUGGACAGACGAGCUCCAACGGAAAGUAAAAUACUUCCGAGAGGAGAAAAAGAAUUGGGAUGCUGAAGCUGUCGGUCUGCGUGGUGAACGUAGUGCCGCUGAAGAAAUCAUACGCGUUAAUCUAGGCCGUCUUGCUGACUCUGGUAACCGCAUUUUCGAACUCGAAAAUCAAAUCAGAGAAUGGCAACCAAAGAUCGAGGAGUUUGAUAAACUUGAUGAGAGGAACAAAGAUCUAGUCAAGUCGUUAGCUGCUAGAGAUGAUGAUUUAUUUAGACACGAUGAACAACGUCGAGAGAUGCAGAUUCUCCUCGGUCGCUUCAAUCAACUCAAGACAAUGACAAAGGCAGAACGAGAUGCUCGUAUUGCUGCUGAAAAUGAAGCACGUAAAUCUCGAAACGAGAGUGAUCAGCUCAAGCUAAAAAACGAACACCUCGAAGGCAGACUCCGGGAAGUGAUCGAAAGUAGAGAAAAGCAGGAAAUCCAUCAAGUGAAGCAAGCGAGAGAAUAUUACGUACCAGAGUCUAAUAAUACAGCACUACAGGAGGAAAUACUCACGCUUCGAUCUCAAGUUGAACGACUGGAGGCUGAGAAAAGGGAGGGUAUGUCUAUGUACUCGCGUGACGACGACGAAUCGAGUGAUGAAGAUGUCGUAUUUACAAGGAGAGAAAGCUCAAGAUCACCAUUAACUAAAUCACCAAGUGUACCUCCAAUUAGUCUCUUCCCUGCCUCGUUAUCAAACGCUUGGACACAAUCGCAACCAACGACACCUCAGGUUAGCACAGCUUCAAAUGAAGCUCUACACACACGUACCCGACAUGUACGCUCACCGACUCUCUCGUCUGCCCCGUCCGUGAUUGCUGGUCUGGGGUUAGGACCGAAUAGCAGAAAGUCAAGUAGUGAACGGAAGCUAUCAAGUUAAUUGUAAAUUUUUUAAAAAGUGUAUAUUAAUCUUUUUUGUUGUUAUUUUCUAAACGAAGAAGACGUUCUCUGGCUUCUCUCAUACGACCACCAUAGGAGGAUGAUAAGGACGAGGCAAGCGAUAAAAAAUAUAUCUCUGCGUAGACUUUCUACAGCUACGAGUACGUCGUCUAGCCAAGCACUCAAAACACCACCGGUAGAGGCUCGUGGUAAGCAGAGCAGCAAAACAGCGAGCGAGGACGUCAAUUUGCCUAUUUUCAACGCCAAAGAGUGGUCAACUUCAGUUCCAAUACAGAAGUCGAGAUUGGUCGCUUUAGCUAAUAGACUCGGCUUGUCAGAUAUUCCAAUAGAAGAGUUAGAAAUUGCAUGCACACACAAAUCGUGCGAUAAAAACAAAAACAAUGAGCAAUAUGAACAAAUUGGUAACACUUUCCUUGGUAUGCUUGCAACUGAGCAUGUUCACGUCUCCUACCCACAUUUACCACUCAAACCAUUAAAAGCAGCAGUCAGUAUGCUCGUAGGUCCUAAAACGUGCGCUGGAUUGAGCAGAGAGUGGGGUGCACAAUCAACCCUCCGUUGGAGCCGUCAGGAUGAUAGCCAGACAUACCUCCACGAAGACGCAAUGUCAAGCCUUUCAAAGAGUAUAGUUGGUUUAAUUCUCAAACAUAAGGGUAUUAAGAGCGCUUACUAUUUCACUCAAUCGUUCUUCCUUUCACGUUCAAUUGAUUUACGCGCUUUACUUAAAUUUGACAACCCAGUCACUGUUUUAAGUCACACAGCUAAGAAGUUUGGAUACAACAAUGUUGAUGUUAAGUUAUUAAAAGAGACUGGUCGGUAUACCCAGUCGCCGGUCUACAUAGUCGGCGUCUUCGCUGAUGAUAAUCUCAAAUUAGGUGAAGGCUUUGGAUCUUCACUCAAAAUGGCAAAAUAUCGCGCUGCUAAUAACGCCCUUCAACAACUUUACUUGCAUUACAGACCAUCAGAUUCACUUCCGUCAGCUACGCUCUUUGACGAGCCAUACAACUCAUUGCCAUUAGGUAAAAGUGAAGUCCUGUUCAAAUCUGCAUAAAAAUUUUGUUUCCCUAUAGAUGGUUUUUUCCUUUAUAAUGAAAAUCUAUAUCAACCUCGUCGUGAGUAGCAUCUGAGUGAAGUCUUGGUACGUGAUGAAUGAUUUAUUUUCAGAAAUCGUCUCCAACAUUAUUUGUGAUUGUUUAUCGCUAAUCUUCUCACCUAAUGAUUUAAUCACCCGACGAAGAUUGCUUAUAUCCAGCAAUGACAUCUCAUUAACUUCUCUUGGGUUUUCAAAGAAAAGCUUGAAAGUUGCGAGGCUAUUUUCCAGUUGUUUCUUCGUCACUCUGGGAGUUUGCUCUUCCUCAUUAUCUGAUUCGUCUACAGCACCUUCACUGAUAUCAUCGUCGUUAUCGUCACUCUCGUUAGCGCGGUAGACAUCGUCGUCGUCGUUAUUUUCGUCGUCACUGUUGUCAGCGUCACGCUGGCUUAUGAGCACCGCAAUUACGGAAGCGAAAUCGGGCCAUUGUAUUGUUGUACUAUCCUUAUUAGUUCCCCAACCUUGAGCAGCCUGAGUGAGGAUUUCCAACACUUGUUCGUCAUUAUCAUCUAAAUUUAGUUGGCGUAGAGCGUAGCGUGAUCGUGAUAAAGGCAUUUCAUUGUCGUUAGAGUCAUCCUCGUUGAUGGUCUCGCCUUCUUCUGGUACAAAUCCACCAGAUGUGUCUUCCUCAGGUAGAAAGCCACCUUGAGUGUCCUCAUCAGGUAGGAAACCACCUCCUGUGUCCUCUUCUGGUAGGAAACCGCCAGCGGAAGUAUUAUCAGAUGUCGUAGGAUGAUUUUUGGUAUUUUUACGUUGGCAUUUCUCAAAAACUCUUCUUAUUUCUCGCUGCUGGGACGUUCUCAGUCUACUAAAAUCAUCGUCGAGGUGCUGAGCAGCGCUAACGACAGCAGGCGAUGGUGAACGAGAAGCUUCCAAGUGAGUUCGCCUGGUUAUAACCUAUCAAUAGUUAGCUAGAUAACCUCCAAGUCU